Molecule: messenger RNA, 1237 nt
Organism: Ceutorhynchus assimilis (cabbage seed weevil)
Lineage: Eukaryota; Metazoa; Arthropoda; Insecta; Coleoptera; Curculionidae
Source: the annotation of a GenBank genome assembly
UUUUGACAGCCGGCCUGCCUGCCUUGCCUGCCGAAUUAAAAAGAAAAUCUGAAAAAGUCGAGAAACCGCAUGUAUUUGUUGUAAUUUUUUGCAUUUUUAGCUGGAAAAACUCGAUAGAAAAUGGCCCAAAGUAAAUUAAACGAUCUCGCUGGCAAAUUCGGCAAAGGCGGCCCACCCGGUCUUGGCCUAGGACUCAAAUUAUUAGCGGUUGGAGGUGCUGCAGUGUGGGGCAUUUCACAAUCUAUGUACACAGUUGAGGGUGGACACCGUGCUAUCAUGUUCAACAGAAUAGGAGGAGUCCAAAAAGAAAUUUAUACCGAAGGAUUGCAUUUCCGUUUGCCAUGGUUUCAGUACCCAAUUAUUUACGAUAUCAGAUCAAGGCCAAGGAAAAUUUCAUCCCCAACAGGAUCAAAAGACUUACAAAUGGUAAACAUUUCCCUCAGAGUGCUUUCUAGGCCAAGUGCCAGUGCCCUGCCAACAGUUUACAAACAAUUAGGUUUGGAUUACGACGAAAAAGUGCUACCCUCUAUUUGCAAUGAAGUACUUAAAUCUGUUGUUGCCAAAUUUAACGCUGCGCAGCUAAUAACACAAAGACAGCAAGUUUCACUUUUGGUAAGAAGAGAACUAGUAGAACGUGCCCAAGACUUUAACAUAAUCUUGGACGACGUUUCAAUCACUGAAUUGUCCUUUGGUAAAGAAUACACUGCAGCAGUAGAAGCUAAACAGGUGGCGCAGCAAGAGGCUCAAAGAGCCGCUUUCGUAGUUGAGAGGGCCAAACAAGAGAAACAACAGAAGAUUGUGCAGGCUGAGGGUGAAGCUGAAGCUGCUAAAAUGUUAGGAGAAGCUAUAUCGCAGAAUCCAGGUUAUUUGAAAUUGAGGAAGAUCAGAGCAGCCCAAAACAUUUCCAGAACGAUUGCCAAUUCUCAAAACAAAGUCUACCUCAACGGCAACAGUCUAAUGCUGAACAUUUCCGAUCCGGAAUUCGACGACCUAAGCAAUAAAUUGAAAAGUAAUGACGGACCUAGUAAUUUUGACUUAUUACUGGAUAAAAGACAAGCAUCCGGCAGUGGAGUUACCAUAUUGAAAUUGUCGCAAUUUGCUGCUGAUAGAAUCUCGCCUAAAAAUUUUACCUAAAAAACAUUUUUUUUUAUACAUUAGACUAUAUAAUUAUAUAUUCAUAUUUGUACGUGUAGUACUUUAAAAUUUUUAUUCAAUAUAUUUUUUAUAUUAUCAAUAA